GUUUGCUCCGCUCUGUGGAGGAGAGAUGGGGAGGCGUUGGGCUGGGGCUGAGGUAGGAAGGAGCCCGCCCCUCGACGCCUCCCUCGACGCUAGCCCCUGAGCCGUGAUGCGAGCGUGGGUCCUACUCUCUGCAGUGCUCUGGUACCUCACUGGAGCUGGAGGUCGGCGUUCUUCGGAACGCACAAGCAAAGGUUUCAUUUAUGGCAAGCCCGGACACCCAGUGAAAUUAUAUGUAAAAUUACAUCAUCAUAGCCCAGUCCUUGUCUGUAUGGAUUUUAGACGUGCUAAAAAAGAAACAGUGGACCCCACUUACAUAUGGAUUGGGCCUAAUGAAAAGCCAUUAACAGGAAAUAAUCAAAUAAAUAUAACUAAAACAGGAAAGCUGAUGGUGAAAGAUUUUCUGGAGGCUUUGUCUGGACUUUACACAUGUACUCUUUCUUAUAAGACUGUCAAAGCAGAAACCCAAGAAGAAACAAUAGUAAAGCAGAGAUAUGACUUUAUGAUCUUUGCCUAUCGGGAACCUGAUUACUCAUAUCAGAUGGCUGUACGUUUUACCACAAAGUCUUGUGAAGGAAGAUAUAAUGACCUGCUUUUUAGAGUGCUGAAGAAAAUCUUGGAUAAUUUAAUCUCUGAUUUGUCAUGCCAUGUCAUAGAACCAUCAUAUAAAUGCCAUUUUGUUAAAAUUCCAAAACAUGGCCUCAUACAUGAGCUAUUUAUAGCCUUUCAAGUUAAUCCUUUUGCACCAGGGUGGAAAGGUGCAUGCAAUGAUUCUGCUGACUGUGAAGAUAUCACUAAUCAUAAUAUCCUCCAGGCAAGAGAUCGGAUAGAAGAAUUUUUCCGGAGCCAAGCAUAUAUUUACUACCACAACUUUAAUAAAACUAUACCAGCUAUGCAUUUUGUGGACCACAGUUUUCAAGUAGUACGUAUGGAUAGCUGUCGUCCAGGCUUUGGAAAAAAUGAAGGUCUACACAGUAAUUGUGCUAGCUGUUGCGUGGCUUGUAGUCCUGGGACUUAUAGUCCUGAUGUUGAUGUUACUUGUCAAAACUGCGUUUCUGUCCGUAUUUAUGGAGCUAAAUCUUGCACAUAAACUUCAAAUAAAAAAUCGUAAUAUGAA
Messenger RNA from Lynx canadensis (Canada lynx), 1114 nucleotides. It is a transcript of the gene ZPBP2, whose product is annotated as zona pellucida binding protein 2. The record is from RefSeq and is a predicted model, not a curated record. The transcript has 8 exons. Lineage: Eukaryota; Metazoa; Chordata; Mammalia; Carnivora; Felidae. Gene Ontology annotation, cellular component: zona pellucida receptor complex; acrosomal vesicle; extracellular region. The coding region runs from base 107 to 1087 and encodes 326 amino acids. Gene Ontology annotation, biological process: acrosome assembly; binding of sperm to zona pellucida.